This is a messenger RNA of Drosophila albomicans, 3380 nucleotides long. RefSeq names its product serine/threonine-protein phosphatase rdgC (gene rdgC). Gene Ontology annotation, molecular function: iron ion binding; protein serine/threonine phosphatase activity; manganese ion binding. Bases 896 to 3103 code for a protein of 735 amino acids. Gene Ontology annotation, biological process: detection of stimulus involved in sensory perception. The transcript has 13 exons. Gene Ontology annotation, cellular component: cytosol; nucleus. Lineage: Eukaryota; Metazoa; Arthropoda; Insecta; Diptera; Drosophilidae. The record is from RefSeq and is a predicted model, not a curated record.
CAAACAAGACGGGAACGCAAGAGCGACAAACGCGCUGCGGGGUCAUACGUAUACGUAAUACGUAAUUAUACGUAUUUCGGAUUCGGAUUCGUAUAUGUAUACAAACAUUACGUAUACGUAACAUUGACAUUGCCACUGCCUGCUGUUGUUGCUGGCGUUCGCGUUGGCGUUGGCGUUACUGCUGCUGCUGCUGCUGCAGCACGCAGCUUGUCGUGCUAUUUCGAAAUUCUGGCUGUAGCUGCACGCCAUUCAGCCAGCCAGCAUACACACUCAUCACCAUCGCACAGUACACAGCGCUCAGUUCGGUUCAGCUCAGCGCAGAGCAGAGCAGAGCAGAGCAGCACAACACAGUAGAGCACAGCACACACCCGGCAAAACAAAGCGCCACUGGCGGCACACUGGGUGAAGGACGGACAAUGUGUUUUCGGGGCAAGUCCGGGCAUAUCAUGUUACAUUGUGAGGCGAGCAGCAUACACAUUCAGUACUAAAGUAAACCUCAAGGUAGACUCAUGCAUGUGUGUUGUGACAUAAGUCCAGUGAAAUUUGUUUGUUCUGCCUCCGCUUGUUCUUUGUGGAGCCGCAAUUAAGACGGACCGCGCGACAAAGCUCGAACACUACGUUACACCCAAACGACGCGACAUAUCCACAUGGUAGACCCAUAAGUGCGACGCACAUUUGCGUCUUUCAGUUCUCCGUUCUCAGUUCUAAGUUCUCAAUUUACAGUUUAUAGUUCUCGAUUCGCAGUGCUCGGUUCUCGACGGUUUCUGUAUGCGGUCUUUAUUUACAUAACAACAAAAAAAACACCUCACCUCAGUCGGUCGGGCAGUCGGUCAGAGGUUAACGCCUAGGCCUAGGCGUGUGUGGACAAAAGCUUAUCCCGCCUAAAGCCAUCAACAUGCUCUGCAGUUGCGGAUGUCUGCAGAAGGCUGGCGGCGGUGGCAAGCGACGCAGCUCCUCGUCGGUGGAAGACGCCUCAUCGAGUCGGAUGUCCGAACUGGAGUCCAAUAGCCGGCCGCAAACAACGGAGGCGGCCAGCACACGGACCUCCAGUCUGCUGCAAUUAUUUCACAGGAAAGGUCCAAAGUGCUUCCGCAAGCCCCAGCGACCCAAGAGCCCGAUGCAGGCCGAGAAAACAAUCAGAGCUGCAAUAUUCAUUCAGAAAUGGUAUCGGCAGCAUCAGGCCAGACAGGAAAUGAGAAAGCGUUGUAAUUGGCAAAUCUUCCAGAACUUGGAGUAUGCCAGCGAACAGGACCAAGCCGAGUUGUACAAAUUUUUCCAUGAGCUCAUCAAGCACAUGCCCCAGGCAGCUGGGACAGGGAACAAAAGUCCAACGUCAACAUGCACUGCUCUUUUGGAAGAAAGUGAGGCGCUAAUGGAAGAAGUGGGCGAUAUUGUGUCUACCAAAGUUGAAAUACCCAUAAUGAAGAGUCACAUAGACCUACUUAUCGAUGUGUUCCGCAAGAAGAGAAGCAAUCGUUUGCAUCCCAAGUAUGUUGUGCUAAUACUCAGAGAAGCUGCCAAGUCACUCAAGGAAAUGCCUAACCUCUCGAUGGUUUCCACUGCGGUGUCGCAGCAAGUGACAGUUUGUGGGGAUCUGCAUGGCAAACUGGAUGAUUUGCUAGUUGUGCUAUGCAAGAAUGGGCUGCCGUCCACUUCUAAUCCUUAUGUCUUCAACGGUGACUUUGUGGACAGAGGAAAGAAGGGACUUGAGGUUCUUCUGCUAUUACUGUCGCUUUAUUUGGCAUUCCCCAAUGCUGUAUUCCUCAAUCGUGGCAAUCAUGAGGACAGCGUAAUGAAUGCUCGCUAUGGCUUUAGUCGCGAAGUAGAGCGCAAGUAUCCACGCAAUUAUAAACGAUUGUUGCGCUUAAUCGAUGAAGUUUAUCGCUGGCUGCCACUGGGAUCAAUUAUAAACAAUCGUGUUCUGAUUGUGCAUGGCGGUUUCUCGGAUAACACAGAUCUGGAUCUCAUUAAAUCUAUAGAUAGAAGCAAGUACGUUUCGAUUUUGCGACCGCCGCUCACUGAAGGUCAGCCGCUGGACAAAGCUGAGUGGCAGCAGAUUUUCGAUAUUAUGUGGAGCGAUCCACAGUCUGUGCCUGGCUGUAUACCAAAUACUUUGCGUGGAGCUGGUGUUUGGUUUGGUCCAGACACCACUGAAAAGUUCUUGGAGCGCCAUAGACUCAGCUACAUGAUCAGAUCACACGAAUGCAAGCCAAAUGGGCACGAGUUUACGCAUGACAACAAGGUCAUCACCAUAUUCUCUGCCUCCAACUACUAUGCCCUGGGGUCCAAUAAAGGGGCGUACAUACGCCUUAAUAACCAGUUGGUGCCACGAUUUGUCCAGUACAUCUCGGCUGCCUCACAGGCCAAGAAACUCACCUUCAAGCAGCGCGUAGGCAUCGUGGAGAGUGCUGCCUUAAAGGAGCUGGCCGUUAAGAUGCGCGAGUAUCGCGAUGAGCUGGAGACCGAGUUUAAGAAGUACGAUCCAGAUGAUAAGGGCUACAUAACCAUCUCGAAGUGGUGCUAUGUUAUGGAGAAGGUGACCAAGUUGGGACUGCCCUGGCGUCUACUGCGCGAGAAACUUGCACCGGGAACCGACAGCAAGAGUGUCAACUAUUUCCGAACAUUGGAUCUGCUGGAUACGGAUGUUAUAUUGGAAGCAGAAGCUGAUGGCACAUCAGUUAUGGAUGCUUUGUAUGCCAACAAGACUAGUUUGGAGACCAUUUUUAAUAUAAUAGAUGCCGAUAAAUCUGGCGAAAUAACACUUGAUGAGUUUGAGAAGGCAAUUGAUCUCCUGGAUGCCCAUAUGCCGGGUGACACAUCCAAAUCUGAAAUGCUAGAAAAAUGCCGAAUGAUGGAUCUCAAUGGCGAUGGCAAAGUGGAUCUCAAUGAGUUCCUCGAGGCCUUUAGAUUAAGUGAUAUACAUAGAAAGCAACAGCAAGAGGCGGAUAUUCGCAAGCGUUCCACGACCAGAUCUAGCAUUAAUCAGCCUCCGUCGGACUCGGUGACAAAGUUGGCCAACAUUAUAUCGAAAAAUACUUUGAUCAUUGAGCAGGAUAUUGAUCCCAUGGACUGUGAGUCCAAGAUCAUAGAACCAACAAAAUAAUUAAACAAAUCUAAGCAAAUACUUAUCAAAAAAAAAACAAAAAAAAAAUGAAACUAGAAUACUCGUACUAUAUAUUCAAAUGUUUUCCAAAUCUAAAAUACUUUUGAUUUAUACUGAAAUAUUACUUGUUGGUAUUCUAAUUUAAAGACUUUUUACUUAUUGUUAUUAAUCUCAGCACAUGCCUAAAAGCGAAUGCUUGAGUCAAGACUUGUUUAAUGCCGCUUACUUCUUGCUGAAUAUUUACACUGAAUGAAAUUUCAAUAAAUAUCAUUUUCCU